Molecule: messenger RNA, 3753 nt
Organism: Castor canadensis (American beaver)
Lineage: Eukaryota; Metazoa; Chordata; Mammalia; Rodentia; Castoridae
Gene: Adcy8
Product: adenylate cyclase 8
Biological process (GO): adenylate cyclase-activating G protein-coupled receptor signaling pathway; cAMP biosynthetic process; intracellular signal transduction
Cellular component (GO): plasma membrane
Molecular function (GO): adenylate cyclase activity
Source: RefSeq, a predicted model, not a curated record
AUGGAGCUCUCGGAUGUGCGCUGCCUUAGCGGCAGCGAGGAACUCUACACCAUCCACCCGACGCCCCCGGCGGGCGACGGCGGGAGCGGCUCCCGGCCACAGCGGCUGCUGUGGCAGACGGCGGUGCGGCACAUCACCGAGCAGCGCUUCAUUCACGGUCACCGGGGUGGCGGCAGCAGAGGGAGCGGGGGCUCCCGCAAAGCCUCGAACCCUGCAGGCAGCGGUCCCAACCACCACGCGCCGCAGCUGUCUGGCGACUCAGCGCUGCCGCUGUAUUCACUGGGCCCAGGGGAGCGAGCGCACAGCACCGGCGGCACCAAAGUCUUCCCCGAACGCAGCGGGAGUGGUAGUGCCAGUGGCAGCGGAGGCGGGGGAGACCUGGGCUUCCUGCACCUUGACUGUGCCCCCAGCAACUCAGAUUUCUUCCUCAAUGGGGGCUACAGCUACAGAGGGGUCAUUUUCCCUACCCUGCGCAACUCCUUCAAGUCCCGGGAUUUGGAGCGCCUCUACCAGCGCUAUUUCCUGGGCCAAAGGCGCAAAUCCGAGGUGGUGAUGAAUGUGCUGGAUGUGCUGACCAAACUCACUCUCUUGGUCCUCCACCUUAGCUUGGCCUCGGCCCCCAUGGACCCGCUCAAAGGUAUCCUGCUAGGUUUCUUCACUGGUAUUGAGGUGGUGAUUUGCGCCCUGGUGGUGGUCAGGAAGGAUACCACCUCACACACAUACCUGCAAUACAGCGGUGUGGUCACCUGGGUGGCCAUGACCACCCAGAUCCUGGCAGCAGGCCUUGGCUAUGGGCUUCUGGGUGACGGUAUAGGCUAUGUGCUCUUCACUCUCUUCGCCACCUACAGCAUGCUUCCACUACCGCUCACCUGGGCCAUCCUGGCAGGCCUGGGCACAUCACUACUGCAGGUGAUCCUCCAAGUGGUCAUCCCCCGACUGGCCGUUAUUUCCAUCAACCAGGUUGUGGCUCAAGCAGUGUUAUUCAUGUGUAUGAACACAGCCGGAAUUUUCAUCAGUUACCUGUCAGACCGGGCCCAGCGCCAAGCCUUCCUGGAGACACGGAGGUGUGUGGAGGCCAGGUUGCGCCUGGAGACAGAGAACCAAAGACAGGAGAGACUUGUGCUGUCUGUUCUUCCCCGCUUUGUUGUUCUGGAAAUGAUCAAUGACAUGACUAAUGUGGAGGACGAGCAUCUGCAGCAUCAGUUCCAUCGGAUCUACAUCCAUCGCUAUGAGAAUGUCAGUAUUCUUUUUGCAGAUGUUAAAGGAUUUACCAACCUCUCUACGACCUUGUCUGCUCAGGAGCUGGUCAGGAUGCUCAACGAGCUCUUUGCCAGAUUUGAUCGACUGGCCCAUGAGCAUCACUGCCUUCGCAUUAAAAUCCUGGGGGACUGCUACUACUGCGUUUCUGGACUUCCCGAGCCCCGUCAGGACCAUGCCCAUUGCUGUGUUGAAAUGGGCCUCAGCAUGAUCAAAACCAUCAGGUAUGUGCGGUCAAGGACGAAGCAUGAUGUUGACAUGAGGAUUGGAAUCCACUCAGGGUCAGUGUUGUGUGGUGUUUUGGGCCUGAGAAAGUGGCAGUUUGAUGUCUGGUCUUGGGACGUGGACAUUGCAAACAAGCUCGAAUCCGGAGGAAUCCCUGGGAGGAUUCACAUCUCCAAAGCCACACUGGACUGCCUCAACGGUGACUAUAAUGUGGAAGAAGGUCACGGUAAAGAGAGGAAUGAAUUCUUGAGGAAGCAUAAUAUAGAGACUUAUUUGAUUAAGCAGCCUGAAGAGAGUUUGCUAUCCUUGCCUGAAGACAUUGUGAAGGAGUCAGUGAGCUCCUCAGAUAGGAGAAACAGUGGGGCAACGUUCACAGAAGGGUCCUGGAGUCCCGAGCUUCCCUUUGAUAACAUCGUGGGGAAACAGAAUACUCUGGCUGCCCUAACAAGAAAUUCAAUAAAUCUGCUUCCAAACCAUCUUGCACAAGCUUUGCAUGUCCAAUCUGGGCCUGAGGAAAUUAACAAGAGAAUAGAACAUACCAUCGACUUGCGGAGUGGCGAUAAAUUGAGAAGAGAGCAUAUCAAGCCAUUCUCACUGAUGUUUAAAGACUCCAGCCUGGAGCACAAGUAUUCUCAGAUGAGGGAUGAAGUAUUCAAGUCAAACUUGGUCUGUGCAUUUAUCGUUCUUCUAUUUAUCACGGCAAUACAAAGUUUGCUUCCUUCUUCAAGAGUGAUGCCAAUGACCAUCCAGUUCUCCAUCCUGAUUAUGCUACACUCAGCUCUGGUUCUCAUCACCACAGCAGAGGAUUAUAAGUGUCUACCUCUCAUCCUUCGGAAAACUUGCUGUUGGAUUAAUGACUAUUUGGCCCGGAACAUCAUCAUUUUUGCAUCCAUCUUGAUUAACUUCCUGGGUGCCAUCCUAAAUAUUCUGUGGUGUGAUUUUGACAAGUCGAUACCCUUGAAGAACCUGACUUUCAAUUCCUCAGCUGUGUUUACAGAUAUCUGCUCCUACCCAGAGUACUUUGUCUUCACGGGGGUGCUGGCCAUGGUGACCUGUGCAGUUUUCCUCCGACUGAACUCUGUCCUGAAGCUGGCUGUGCUGCUGAUUAUGAUUGCCAUCUAUGCUCUUCUGACAGAGACCAUCUAUGCAGGCCUCUUUCUGCGUUAUGACAACCUGAGCCACAGUGGAGAAGAUUUCCUGGGGACCAAGGAGGCGUCACUCUUGCUGAUGGUCAUGUUCCUCCUUGCUGUAUUCUACCAUGGACAGCAGCUGGAAUACACAGCUCGCCUGGACUUUCUUUGGCGAGUACAGGCCAAAGAGGAGAUCAAUGAGAUGAAGGAGCUGAGGGAACACAAUGAAAACAUGCUCCGGAAUAUCUUACCCAGUCAUGUGGCCCGCCAUUUCCUGGAGAAAGACCGAGACAAUGAGGAGCUGUAUUCACAAUCCUACGAUGCUGUUGGGGUGAUGUUUGCCUCCAUCCCAGGAUUCGCGGACUUUUACUCGCAGACCGAGAUGAACAACCAGGGAGUGGAAUGCCUGCGCUUGCUGAAUGAGAUCAUCGCUGACUUCGAUGAGCUGCUCGGCGAAGACCGGUUUCAAGACAUUGAGAAGAUCAAGACCAUUGGCAGUACCUAUAUGGCUGUGUCAGGCCUGUCACCAGAAAAACAGCAAUGUGAAGACAAGUGGGAACAUUUGUGUGCUCUGGCAGACUUCUCUCUUGCCCUGACGGAAAGCAUACAGGAGAUCAACAAGCAUUCGUUCAACAAUUUUGAACUCCGGAUCGGUAUCAGUCAUGGCUCAGUAGUAGCUGGAGUGAUUGGCGCUAAGAAACCACAGUAUGAUAUUUGGGGCAAAACUGUGAACCUGGCCAGCCGAAUGGACAGCACAGGGGUGAGUGGCCGAAUCCAAGUCCCGGAGGAGACCUAUCUGAUCCUGAAGGACCAGGGCUUUGCCUUUGACUACCGAGGAGAGGUCUAUGUGAAGGGCAUCAGUGAGCAGGAAGGAAAAAUCAAAACGUACUUUCUCCUAGGAAGAGUCCAACCCAACCCAUUCAUCUUGCCCCCACGAAGACUGCCCGGGCAGUAUUCCCUGGCUGCAGUAGUCCUGGGACUUGUCCAGUCCCUCAACAGACAAAGGCAGAAGCAGCUACUCAAUGAGAACAGCAACACAGGCAUCAUCAAGGGCCAUUACAACCGGCGGACUUUGUUGACACCCACUGGGCCAGAGCCUGGAGCCCAAGCUGAAGGCACCGACAAAUCCGAUUUGCCAUAA